UUUAGUUUAGUUAAAAAAAAAACUUAACACAAUUAGCGUCAGGGUCCUAUAUCGGCUUCUUCGAGGUUAGAUUUAUCCAGAAUAAAUAGAAUAAAUCCACAUGGCUUCCUCCAGUGGAAAAUCCAUCUCCAAUUCUUCAGCUUUAUCUCCGCAACAACAGAAAUCGGGGUCCGAUCAUCAAAGAAAACGGAGGAGGAUGGAAUCGAACCGGGAAUCAGCGAGGAGAUCGAGGAUGAGAAAACAAAAACACUUGGAUGAUUUAGUGGCUCAAAUAACAGAGCUGAAAAGUGAUAAUAACCAAAUCCAGAGCAGCAUCGGCUCCACCACUCAGCGCUACGUGAACGUGGAGACCCAGAACACGGUCUUGAGGGCUCAGAUGAUGGAGCUGAGUCAAAGACUCGAGUCCCUAAACGAGAUCCUCGACCAUAUCAACAGCCCCACUGUAUGCAAUGGGGUAUAUGAAGCAGAGGCCAUUGAAUUCAGCCCUUUCAACUUACCUUGUCUUAACCAACAAGGAUGUUUUUACUUUGGUUAAGAAUUACUACUUAUAUUAUAUUAUUAUCAAUAAUUAGAUGCCAUUUACCU
This is a messenger RNA of Hibiscus syriacus, 585 nucleotides long. RefSeq names its product bZIP transcription factor 44-like. Gene Ontology annotation, biological process: positive regulation of DNA-templated transcription. Gene Ontology annotation, molecular function: transcription cis-regulatory region binding; DNA-binding transcription factor activity. The transcript is spliced from 2 exons. The record is from RefSeq and is a predicted model, not a curated record. Bases 101 to 535 code for a protein of 144 amino acids. Gene Ontology annotation, cellular component: nucleus. Lineage: Eukaryota; Viridiplantae; Streptophyta; Magnoliopsida; Malvales; Malvaceae.